Molecule: messenger RNA, 1941 nt
Organism: Epithele typhae
Lineage: Eukaryota; Fungi; Basidiomycota; Agaricomycetes; Polyporales; Epitheliaceae
Exons: 6
Coding region: 1-1941 (646 amino acids)
Molecular function (GO): protein binding
Source: RefSeq, a predicted model, not a curated record
AUGCCGCCCCUCUCGCGUGCCGCCGCCCGCCCGCGGCGCGCCGCACAUCCUCCUCCUCCUACCACCGCCAGCACCAGCCCCCACGCUCCCUCCCCGCCGUGCCAGUGCCCAAUCGAUCCCAACCCCGCGUCGUACGUGCGCACGGACCCGUUCACCGCCCUCUACGCCCUCCGCACCCUCCUCGGCGUGCUCUCCUCCCGCCCGCCGCCGCACACCCACCGUCUCUCCGCGGACGAGCACCGGCUCGCGCUCCACCUCCUCACCCUCGUCGAGCCCUUCGUCGGGCUCGCCCCUUGCCCGCGCCGCGCCGCCCUCGCCCGCCUCCCGACCGAGGUCCUCGACCAGAUCGCCUGGCACGUCGACGCCCGCACGGACCUCGCCGCCCUCGCCGCCUGCUGCAAGCGCCUGCGGGACGUCGUCUGGGCGCGCCACUGGGAGUACCGGCUCGUGCGUGCGCGCCCAGGCGCGCUCGGGGUCUGGGCGCACUUCGUCGGGAACAGGGCGCUCGCGCGCAACGUGCGCCGGCUCGAGGUCCUCGACGAGCGCGCGGGGGUUGCGCGCGAGGUCGUCCCGCCCGAGCUCGCGGGCGCGCUGGUGGCGGCGGGGAAGGGCGCGGGGCGGGACACGGAGUUUGAGAGCUCGGGCGACGAGCUGGGGCUGCAUGCGAAGCAGGAGCGGCUGCUUCUCGCGGCGCUGGGGAGGAUGGGUGCGCUCAGGAGCGUAAGGUGGGCGUGCUCGCACUCGCUGGUCAGGUUUGAGAGGGUGUGGGCUGCACUCGAGCGAUGCGCGAGUCUCGAGGAGGUGGAGGUGGAGGAUAACGCGGUGUUCCUUGCCCCGGGCAUUGGCGCGGAGUCGGGGGAGCGCGGAAGAAGGCGAAGCAGGUCGUGGCCUGAGUCGGGCGCGGUGUCGCAGCUUCACGGGCUCAAGACCGUUGCCUUGCGCGGCACAAAGUCCGCGUUUGGUGCGGCCAAGGUUCCGGACCUCGCCCGGAUCGCUGCGAUGCUGCACCAGUGCCCCAACCUCCAGACCCUCGACAUCAGCCACGUCUCGCGCAACGCGCCCGGCUUCGUCCCACCCGUCGCGGACGACCUGCUGCUCUGCGGUCGCUGGGCCGCGCUGCGUUCCCUCACGCUCUCGGCCCUCGCCUGCUCGCCCGGCACCGGCCUCGACGCCGCCGCGGCGUUCCUGGCCGCGCACCCCGCGCUCGAAGUCCUCCACCUCGACAUCGCCUUCGGUCAGGCCCCCGCGAACGCGAACGCCGGUCCCGACGGCGGCGCAGCGGCGCGGCUGAAGCUCCCCGUGGGCUCCCUGCCGCGCCUCAAGGAGCUCAAAGCACCGCGCGACGUCGCCGCCGCGGUCCUCUCCUGCCCGCUCACAUGCGACCCCGAGGGGCCGACGCGCCCGCUGGAGACCGUGAAGGGCGUGCGUCUCACCGGCCCUGCGCGCGACCGCCCGUUCCUGGACGCGUUGCGCGUGCACGGGCAGAGCGUCCGUCGCGUCGAGCUCGCGGGCUGGAACGAUCUGGAGGACGUCCGGCGGCUCGCGGAGUGCGUGCCGAAGCUCACCUGGCUGGACGUCGGCCGUCGCGGGCCUGCUCAAGCACAAACGGGCGCCGCAGGUGCAAGUGUGGGCGUGAAGGCGGCGCACGUCGUCGCGAACGCGGCCGAAUGGACGACAGUGUUGCAGCAGAUACCGGAGCUCACGACGCUCCACGGGGUGCGCUUCUUCCACGCCGUCGCGCACACCGACGCAGCCGCGCCCGGGCUCUCGCUCUCGGACCGGUCGCGGACGCGGAAGAACGACGAGGUGGCGAGCGUGCUCGCGUGGCGCUGCCCGCGUCUCCGCCGGCUCGACCACUGGGAGGACGGGGCGGGGCGCGUGGUGGUGCUCGUCCGGGACGCGGAGCGCGUCCGGUACGAAGUGCGGCGGGUCAAGGUGUGA